Messenger RNA from Mustela lutreola (European mink), 2912 nucleotides. RefSeq names its product N-terminal EF-hand calcium binding protein 3 (gene NECAB3). The record is from RefSeq and is a predicted model, not a curated record. Gene Ontology annotation, cellular component: cytoplasm; endoplasmic reticulum; Golgi cis cisterna. The transcript is spliced from 9 exons. NCBI's taxonomy places the organism in Eukaryota, Metazoa, Chordata, Mammalia, Carnivora, Mustelidae. Gene Ontology annotation, molecular function: calcium ion binding. Gene Ontology annotation, biological process: regulation of amyloid precursor protein biosynthetic process. Bases 1211 to 2107 code for a protein of 298 amino acids.
UCAGCUGUAAAACUGGGCUAAUAAUCACAAAUGAGGCAAUGCUUGUGAGGUGCUUGGUGUUGAGUAGAGAGGAAUUUUCGUGGCCUGGGUCUCCCACUAUCAGUUGUCUGAUGUUGGCUAAUGUAAUCAACUGUUCUAGGCCUUAGUCUUCUCAUCUGCAAAAUGGGGUCAAUUAUGGUUCCUGUUAAGUUACUAUGAGGAUUAAAUGAAAUUCUGCUUGGAACGGGACCUGGAGAGAGUGGGUACUGUUAUGGUAGCCGGGCUUUAUGGCUGCAAGUAACAGAGACUAUCAAUCAUCUUAAGUGCUUAAAAGGGAAUUUACUGGAAGGACUUAAGGGAGCUCAGAGCAUGUCUGAAGUCUACAGACCCGGCUUGGAGAGACAAGAUAGAAGCCAUUGGCCUAAGAGUGAGAGGCCUCAGCCCCCAUUCUGUUCCUGCCUCCUAGCUCAUAAGCCUGACCCAGCAGGGCUCAUCUGAUGGCUGAACUAAAGCUGGUCCUGGAUAGAAGCAGCCCCCCAUGGAUGGUGCCUCUGGAGCCCCUCCUGGAGGGGUGGGCAUGCCCCUGCCUGGCCAGACCAUGUCUCCUCAGGACUCCCAUCCUGUGUCUGUGUCCUUUGUAGGAAUUAACUCAUUGAAGUUUUUCAACAGCUCAGUGAGAUGGCUGUUAUCAUCCCUGUUUUUUUUUAGGUGGGGAAACAGGCACAAGGAGGAGAAGGUAGUUGGAGAGUCUCUGAGCAUCCCACAUGAGCAGCAUAGGGCCUGGCACAUGUUGGCCUUAUCUUUCUUUUUCUUUCUUUCUUUUUUUUUUUUUUUUUAAGUUUUAUUAUUUUGACAGACAGAGAUCAGAAGCAGGCAGAGAGAGAGGGAGGAAGCAGGCUCCCCACUGAGCAGAGAGCCCGAUCCGGGGCUCAAUCCCAGGUCCCUGAGAUCAUGACCCGAGCCGAAGGCAGAGGCUUAACCCACUGAGCCACCCAGGUGUCCCUGGCCUUAUCUUUCUGCCCAUGUUGGGAGGGGCUGAGUGGAGGCUAGUGAUGUAGGAAUCAGUGCUGGUGUGUGUGUAAGGACAGUGACCUGGCUGGCGGUCUUGUAUCUGCAGCUCCUAGGAAAGGUCAAUGUUUGUUGCGUGGAUGAGUGAAUGGCUACACGCAUAGAUUAUGAGUGUUGGGCCAGCUGCUGAGUAUGGGGCCACAUCACACCAUCAUUUCGCCUCAUGUGUCAAAACUGGCCUUUGGUUGCCCUGGGACCUGCCAUACCCCCGACCCGCCUAGCUGUGCCUGGGGCCACACUGACUGAAGGUGGUGGUUCCAACGGGGAAGGGGCCUAUAGCCCAGAAAACGGCAGAUGCUUCCCUGAGUAUGAGCGGGCCUCCAAGAUGGACCAGUUCGUGACCCGCUUCCUCCUGCGGGAGACAGUGAGCCAGCUGCAAGCCCUGCAGAGCUCGCUAGAAGGGGCAUCAGACACCCUGGAGGCCCAGGCCCGGGGCCCACGGUCAGACGAACACAGCGUGGAGGUGCAGAGCAGGUCCCAUGGCAGCCGGCGGGCAGGACGCAGGGCCCUGCGGAGUAUUGGGCGCUCACCCACCUGGUCUCCCAGCUCCUCCUCCUCGGACACAGGGCAGAGCUCAGAAGCCGAGAUGCAGUGGCGGCUCCAAGUCAACCGUCUCCAGGAGCUCAUAGACCAGCUCGAGUGUAAGGCCCCCAGGCUAGAACCUCUGCAUGAAGAAGAGCCUACCCAGGGGCCUGAAUCGCACAUCCUCGUGGCCCAGAGGCAGGUGCAGGUGGCAGAGGAAGCCCUGCAGGAUUUCCACCGUGCCCUGUGCUGCUAUGUGGACUUCACAGGGGCCCAGAGCCAUUGCCUGCAUGGUGGUGGUAGUCUGGGCCUGGCCUGGCCAUCUCUUUGGCCCCACAGUGUGUCUGCCCAGAAGAUGCUGGACAAUGCUUCUUUCACCCUAUAUGAGUUCUGGCAGGAUGAGGCCUCCUGGAGAAGGCACCAGCAUUCUGCCUGUAGUAAGGCCUUCCAGCGCAUCCUCAUUGACCACCUUCGGGCUCCGGACACUCUCACCACUGUGUUCUUCCCAGCCUCCUGGUGGAUUAUGAAUAAUAACUGAGACUGACCUGCAUAAGCCAAGGCCCUGGGGCCCCACCUGCCUCAUCCUGGAACUUCUGGACUGGUCAACUCAGCACCGAGACCAAGGACGCGGCCUCUCUUAGAGCUGGGGAUGGGCCCUCAGAGGCGUACCCCCAGACCCAGCUGGUGGAGAGUCUCUCAGCCCAGGGAUCAGGGACUAGGCUGCUUGCUUUCUGUUUAUUUAAUCAGUGUAUUUUAUUGUUUGUAGCUUUGGCCUCUGAGGCACCCUGGCCUCUGCCUGGCUCAGGAGGCUUGGAUUCUGGUCCCCUCUGUCCCAGCCUUGUGUGACACAGAGCAGGUCGCUUCCCUCUCAGGGUGGGCCUUGGGCUGUCUGGCUGCCUAGUGGGUCCCCUGCUUUCUUCCUGCUGUCUUGGGGCCAGGCUUCUGCUCUUCCUCAACCAGCAGCAGAACCAGGGCUGAUGCUCAGGGACACCACCCCCCCAACCAAACCUCGAGCCCUGAGGCUGGGCUGGAUCCGUCUGCAUUGUGGGGUAAGGACCUGGGUGUCCCCAUCACCCUCCCGGGCUGGUAGGCUCCCAACUCUUCCAGCAUCCUCUGCUGAACCAGAGCCCUCUGCAGGAUCCUGGGUUGGUUUGCAUGUCAUCUGCAUAUCAUUUGCAUGCUCAUGCCCACCCAUACUCAGGGCACUAUGGGAAGUCCCAAGGUGACCUUGCCAAGUAGCAAUAAUUUGGGCCCAGUGUCACCUGUUCCCCCACCACCCCAAGAUACCUCUGAAUUCCAGUCCAGGACCCCAGCCCAGAGGCAAUAAAGGAAGUGGUCACCUC